AUGAAGACUUCAUUAACAACUGGUGCACAAGUCAUCCAAAGCGCAUGUGACUGUGAAGCUGAAGCGUGUGUGCAACUCUUAACUCCACAAGUUGAAUGUGUUCUUCAACAUGGUGCCAUGAGCUUGCCUCAUGUUUUGGCCCUCCACUGUCCACCAUGGAAGUUUGUAUGGUCACAACCGAGACAUUGUAAAAUAUCUGUCAUCUGUGUAACAAUGGUGGUCUUUGUUGGUGAUGAACAUGGUCUGUUCUUUAGCAUUGCCUGGGCUGCUGCAACUCAUGAACUUCACAACUUUUGCAUGUCAAACCAGGGAGAUGAUGAUGACGACGAUAAUGACAUCGACGUGGCUCCAGCUGCAUAA
This is a messenger RNA of Sphenostylis stenocarpa, 360 nucleotides long. The record is from the annotation of a GenBank genome assembly. Lineage: Eukaryota; Viridiplantae; Streptophyta; Magnoliopsida; Fabales; Fabaceae.